AUGACGUCAUACAAUGGAGGAUGGACCAUGUGUUACACAACUAAUGAAUACGCCAAACCCAAGACUGAGGUCAAGUACAGUGCCACAUUUCCAUAUGGAACGAACGGGUACAGAACGAACUGCAACAACAUCAAAGUAAGUUGAUUAAUUGCUUUGAAUGGCUUAUUGAGUUACCGAUGGAAAAACUGGCAAAAGCUCUGGAAAACAGUUCUGAGUUCUAGGGUCAGUUCUGAAUAUUACUGUAAUCAUCUCACUUGCCAACAAAACAAGCAAUUACAAAAAUGGCAUCAGCAAAUGCAGUUGACCUUAAAAUUUCUUAGUUCAUCAUUAAUAUAGCUUCUUUCUGCCCUUAUUUCGCUGUUGCUUUCUGUUCUAGUUCACAGAAAUCAUGUUUAUCGAUCACCAAACUGGAAGCAAGGCCUACUUCACACAACGUGACCAGACACCAAUAAAAGCCGCUGGUAACUACGGGAAGGGAGGUAAUGGUUAUGGAGUAUUGACGGACGGAGUAGGAGCAAAUGCAAGUAGCAACACACACUUCGUCUACCAGCUGCUCAUCUGUGAUCAUUCUUUCUUUUCGGGCUUCUUCGUUUCCGGUUACACUGAUUGUUACAAAGAGUGUUACAUGUGGUGUGGUGAUGUUAAAUCGCCUUACUUCCGAACAGCCACUACAAAUCCUUCGUACAAUGGUGUGGCUUUCAACGAAAAUGGUCACCGACCCCUCAGCAACAGGCUGAUUAGUGUCGGGUUGCGUUAAGAUAUCGUCGUCGCCGUUUACUUGGUUUAAGUUAAUUCUUAAUAAGUAGUUUCUUAGAAAUCGAUUUUGAGAUAAAUAUUAGCGAUAAAAAAUCACGACGUUUCGACCUCUCCGAGGUCAUUUUCAAGUGUAUAAAAGUUCUCUAAAUUAGCAUAAAUAAGUUAAAAACAAGUUAUGAUAGAUAAAAAUGUGGUGAACGCUAAAAUGUGGUAAAAUAUGUAAAAAUGUAAAAAGUGCUAAAAAUAUUUAUAAAGUAAAAAAAAAACAAUGGAAAUAAAACAAUGUUAACAAGAACUACUCUAAACAAAUAAUUUGGCGCGAAAAGAAUCGCACUGUUUGUUAAGCGUCGGUUUCAGUUCUUGGAUAAAAAAUAUUUCAAAAAUAAGACAGUCAGAUUUGUUCUGACACUUUCUUAAGAUUCUAAAACUUUGUGCGAUGUCUUCAGGCUCCAUAUCAUGCUGCUCUCUGAGGUAGUUUCCGAUUGCCGAUCCUUUGUGUUCUUCAAUUCGUUGGUGUAGGUGUCGGCACGUGUAGCCGACAUAGCCUGCAUCACACAGGCUACACUGGAAAGAAUACACCAUGCAUUGUUGACUCACAAGAGGCGGCUUGUCUUCCUUGACCUUAAUUUCAUCUUUGAUCUUCCUACUUGUGUAAACUGGGCUGACAAACUGGCUGGACUAAGUUAAUUCUCUAAGCGAAUUUGGACUAACGCUAUUUUUUCUUGGUGAUUCAACUGUACCUUCCUCGUGCUACAGAAGCCCGGAUGAAGCUCAGGCCACGUGGAAUAGACCUCCUUGGUUUUUGUGCGCUUUUACCUCAUUGUUUCAAAUAGGACGUUUUUUUAGCCCAAUGAAGCGUAGCGUGGCAGUCGACUGAGAGAUUAUUCCUGAUUGUUUACGUAACCUUAGACGGGUCAGACCACGGUGGAUAGUAAGCCCGCCCUGGGUUAGAAACUGGUGAAGUUAACACUAUUUCUGACUGUUGCAGCUUUCAACCUGCAGUUUUAUCCGUGUAUAAAUUCAUUUCAUUUGUUACCAAGAAUGAAAAACGAAAGUUCUUAAAGGGAUUAUGUCACCAGAACGUUGCUGUUUUAGGUCAAUUCUGAGUUGAAAUCGUUACUUAGGCCCAUUUCAAACGUCGAUCUUUUCAUUUGCCGAUUUUAAUACCUAUUACUAUUCAUUCAAAAUAUUUCUCCCUUUCUGAUUGGCUAAGAGCACAUCCAUAAACAGCUACUGUUGACCAAAUUUGAAAGAACUUUUCGAUUAAUCAACCGAAGACGUCAAAAGUGCAGCACUGUUGCAGGUUAAUGCAACGUUAAACGAGAAGACCUGGGAACGAGGUUGAGUUGUUUUGGUCGUGAAAAAAAAAAAUGGCCGAACAGUCGGCGGAACAUUUUAUUAGUUUCACGACAAACUAUUUUCUAAAAACAUAGCAAGAAGACGACUCGACGGAGAACAUCUGCUUUUUGGAGCUGAAUAGCCCUUUAUCUUUUAAACAGGUACUAUCGAGGUGAACUUAACAUCGACGAAGGUAAGCAUGUUUUAGCUUGUUUUAAACUAGGAAUUAUUUGAAAUGACCAAUAAAGCAAUUAAUGAAUUCGGCUUUCGUAGGAUAUUUAACAAUUACUCCUCAAUCCCGAAUGGGCUUUGAGUCAAUAGCUAUUGAUUCAGAGGCCAUGAGGUCGAGAGGAAUAAUUGUUUUAGUAAAAUCCAACUAGUUAGUCAAAAAUAUCGAGACAAAACAACUUUAGCUAGUUAAAGCUAAACUUUAAUCCUUUUUUGCCGCCAAAAUCCGCCGCUUUUUGCUACUAGUGGGCUAUAACUUAUAGCCUAGUAGUAGACCACUAACUGAAUUUUACUAAAAAGAAUUAUGCAGAUCUCGGAGGGUGUUAUCCACCGAGGCCGAACAUCCUCCUUAAUCUGCAUAAUUCUUCAUAUCCUACGAAAGCCGAAUUCACUAAUUGCUAAUUUAGGUCGACCCAAAUGAUAUAAGUUCGACAGUUGAUUCAGACGUCGAACUUACUUAGUCGGACUCAAUUCAUUUUCACGAUGUUUAAUGGUCUAAUAUAAAAUGCUCACAAGUGAAAAUAAAAAUUUUAGCGGGGCUCCACUUGCGCGCAAGCGUAGCCCCAUACCUAAGAAAAUGUGGUAAUCUACCCAUUCGAGAAAUUUUGGUAAUCACGUGACCGUCUUCCCGUCCGCCCGUCCGUCCGCACCACAGGAAUACCAACGUAAAAUAACUCAAAUAACAGGUAUGGCAACCCAAAUGCAACUUGAGGUUAUUUUGGCGUGAAAUCGCAUAGCCACCCGGGUCUUGUGAACAGUGAAAAAGAGAAAGUGGGCGGCACGCCAGCGAAGCUCAAGGAGAGAAAAAGGGCGACAGAGAGUUAGAGCGAGAGAUAAAAACAAAGGAGUCAUUUUUUGUUGGAAGAACAACAUGAACAUUUUGUAGCGGCGGUGAAAGUGAGAAAUUGUUGCGGCCACCAAGGUGAAAAUGAGCAGCAGUGAAAAAAAGUGAACAAGAACACGUACGACAUUUCCUUCAUAAAACGUGUAACUAGGAAGUUUCUGGAAGUUUUACGUUGUAGUCUUCCAAAACAACGGCAAAGAAAUGUACAAAAAAGCGUGUUCAAGUGCAAAGUUGCUUUUUUGCUAAUUAGACCUAUUUUUGUUUUUUCACCGUUCUCGUUGCCUUCGCCGCUCAGCAUUACACAAUUUUAUAUUUUGUUCGAGCAAACUAAAAAUAUUAUCGAGCCUUCCGGCGCUUUUAGCCCUGGCUAAAUAAAUAUAUUAGUAAUUUAUACAUUAGGUUCGUCACAUGAGAAGUUCGACGUUUUAAACGAUGUCGCCCCACAGUCGAAAUUCCUAUGUGGGUCACUAAAUCAUAAUUUAUGGGUCGAACCAAAUAAGAUUUGAAGCGUCGAUCUUUUUAUGUAGUUAAUUGAAACAACUAAAUCCCCCCGCUAAUUCUUCAAAACCAGUAGAAGGUCAUGCACCAAAUUUGGAAGAUGAGAGAACUUUACCAUCGACAUGGUGGUAUAUUGCCCCAAUACACAAUCGCGACCUUGAUUCCAGUUUAUCAACGCACGGGUACUCAGCAAAUAUCUGUACACAGGCGAACCACACUCUGUUCGUGAGGCCUUUAAUUAGAAAGGGUAAACAUAAGGGCGGUUCCAGUUUCCUCCAACAUAAUGUUUUGAGUGUUCCAAUAAAAGUUAAAACGAAAUAUUGAGUCACUUAUCACGUUUUAUUUUCUACGUCCCGAGCUGUUUAUAUUAAGACGUCACUUUGUUAAAAUAGUUUUCGCGCAAACUAAACGACUCACUGUUUCUCUGCAGAACAGGAAUUGGACGAAAAAUAUUGUUAAAAUGAUUCUCAAAAAUCAGAGCCACGAACAGCCAAAGAAAUCGCAGAACCUCGCUCUUUCAGGGACCGUCGACAAAGAGAGUUGACAUGUACUACUGUCUACAUCUAAGACAUCGCUACCUUUCCAAAACGUUUCAUUCAGUAUUAGGGGGCUUAGGCAACGACAACGGCAACUGCAGCGAAAAUGUUACGCAAAAUGUGAAUUCACGAUGUUUCAAACUUCACCGCUCUUAGUAACGCUAAGGGAAACUGUAACGUCUUCCUAAAACUCACAAAAAAAAGUACCUUGUGUGAGAGGUUUGGCUGUUAGAAGCUCCCUCCGCGCCAUUCUAUCACAGAUCACUAUGACUAUGGGUUGAGAUUACCCUUGGGCGUUUAGAUUUUAGUGACGCAGGCUUUUGUGUAUGCGGCUGAAAGAAGAUUGAAGACAUGAAGGAUACGUCACAGCUUAUAGCCUGCGUCUCAGGCGUAAUUUAACAUCGGUUACUAACGUCGGCGAAGCAGCGCCCCUUUUUCUGUGCCCCCAACGGACUCAACGAAUUACACGAAGUGUGUUUCGAGUUUCGUUUCAUACUGACUGGCAAAUCGACAAUGGCUUUUUCAACAGGCCAAUCAUGGCUCGUAUUCAAAUCCUGGGACAGAGGUAAGGGUUAGGAACAAGGAUUUCGGCGCUGUUUCGCAAACGGACUUGACCAGAGUUCCGUAUUGUCUGUGGCGCAGGCUACACAGCUUACUGUAAUCGAAUGGAGAACAAUUCGCUUUUUGUUUAUUUCUGUAAAGACAUAAACGAUAGACAUAAAAGGUAAAUGAAGCUCAUUGUCAUCACAUAAAUUAGACCCCAAUCAAGUUGAAGUGAUUCAGUUUUGUUCUUGACUAACAGGUGGAGACGUUGUGGCCGAGUGGUUAUUAAAUGGCUCCUCGAACUUCGGAUCUGUAGGUCCGGCAUCAAGUGUCACGUUGUUCACUUAGACAAGAAACUUAGCUUCUCUAUGUUUCUUGGGGUACGCAACCCUGCGAUGGACUAGCGUCCCGCCCGAGGGGGAAUAGCAAUUCUCCUAGGUGCCUCAUGUUACUGUGACCGGAUUAUAAGCUCCGACCGUGUGAGCCUUGGCUGGUGUGCGUCUUAACCUUAUACCAUUACUAACAGAACGCUUUUUAAGCCCUAUGACUGGGAAGCCUGAGAGUUGACUGAGAGGUUAUCCCUGUUUGAUUUCAUAACCCUAGACGGGUUAAAUGAGCCUGAGAGUAGGCUCGCUUGAGCAAUUCAGGGAAAAAUUUGGCGACGAAAUUGCCAACGGCACGAGCCGGCAAAGCCAGCAAAAAGAAUGGGAGAGGAAAAGUACGCCAAAUAGGAGCCUCUCAUUUUUCAUCUUUAUUUGUUGGCUUCACACUAGAAGCCAAGUUUUUUUUUGUUUCAAGUUGGCACUUGGAAAUCUUAAGUCGCUCUGUAGGAAACAUGACUUCAAACGUUUUGACAAAGUAGAGUGCUUGAAGUAAAAGCCGCCAAUCCUCUUUCACCAUAAAAUACUCCUACUGAGCUACAACGUGAGGCCUUUGCGCUGGAAAAGAGAUUUUUUGUAGUCAUUUCGUAUUUAUUGUUUCAUUUCUUUGAACUCAAAGGGCCGUUUAUUUAAACCAAGUCUGGACAGCGUUUAUGAAAGUCAUCGUCUAGCCCGUACUGUAAACUAUGAAAACCGAUUAUUUAAACGCUGUUCUUCCGUAACCUUGUUUAGACCGCGUCUCAGCACCGACUUAGGAACAAUAGAAAGUCAAACUUGCUCACAGGUAGGUCUAAACCUUGUUUAACAUGUUUUUCAUGGCCAUCCAUUUUGAAAUGACCUAAAAUAGACGGACUACUGCUCAACAGACAGAGAGACUACCCCAAUCGACGUAAAAUGCCUGUUCAACAAAUUCCGCACCAUAGGGACGGAUUUUACCCCAAGAGGAAUAUGAUGACGAAGCCGGGAUUUUCGAUUGCUUUUUCGCCUCAGAAAGGACUCGGUCACUCACCUUUUAAAAAUUUUGAAUUAAGAUCUUUCAACAAGGAGAAGUCUGCCGCUUACAACGUUGCUGCAUUAAGGUGGCUCCGUCAUUAAUACAGGAGCAUAGAGCUAUGACUGACUUUCCAUUUAUCUCGAGAAUCUCAUUUUUAAAAAAAAUAUCUAGCAGUUUCAAAAUUAUUCGCUCAUUUGUUAAAGUAGAUCAAAAUAUUUUAAAAAACGCCGAAAAGAGCACCUCAAUGUAUGAUAUUCAAAUCCCUCUUUCUUGCGAUCGGCUAAAGCUAUCCCCAUGGUUCUUUCAAAUAUGUUUAAAUGUGAAUAAAACUACCCUGAGGCAAAAUUGCGUUUCAAAAGCGCUUCGUUUCCUAAAGAUGACGGCCGAACAUCAAGAUUGUCCACCGUAACUGUACACUGAAGUUCCAACCAUUAAAAUUUCAUAUCUCCAUGACGGUCUCAUAGACUUCGCUCAAACUUCGCUAACAUCGAGGCACCUAUUGCAGAAAAAAGUUCCCAUGACCGAUUUUGGAAAAAUAGUUCUCAAUGCCGAGAUAUAUGACUACACGUAAAUUAGGUAAUGGCGUCAUUUCGUUGCAAUGACAAUUCUGAUUUCAUUUCAACCCUGAUCAUAACAAAUUUUCAUCUUUAUCUAAUACAGCUGAGGAGGUAAUUUUUCCAGUCUUUAUCGACAGCGACGUAGUCAUGCUCAAGCUUGAAAGGUAUUGGUCCUGAAAAACCCCAUCGAGCCACCUUAACUAAUUCUUAUACACGAAAAUAAUAUCAGGCAGCUGCUUAUAAUAAACACCAAACAGCGAUUGGUUAAAAAAUAACUUACAUACGGUAUCAUUACAAGCAACCUGCGGUAUAUAAAAAAAUAUUUAGACACGACCAGUGCUUACAGCUGCUUAUAUUUUUAAAACGUUUAAACGUUGUAUUCGAGUGAGAAGUGAGGGAGAACUAGGAUGGUCUAAUCUGGUCAUUUUGAGUUUUUUGNUUAGGUAAUGGCGUCAUUUCGUUGCAAUGACAAUUCUGAUUUCAUUUCAACCCUGAUCAUAACAAAUUUUCAUCUUUAUCUAAUACAGCUGAGGAGGUAAUUUUUCCAGUCUUUAUCGACAGCGACGUAGUCAUGCUCAAGCUUGAAAGGUAUUGGUCCUGAAAAACCCCAUCGAGCCACCUUAACUAAUUCUUAUACACGAAAAUAAUAUCAGGCAGCUGCUUAUAAUAAACACCAAACAGCGAUUGGUUAAAAAAUAACUUACAUACGGUAUCAUUACAAGCAACCUGCGGUAUAUAAAAAAAUAUUUAGACACGACCAGUGCUUACAGCUGCUUAUAUUUUUAAAACGUUUAAACGUUGUAUUCGAGUGAGAAGUGAGGGAGAACUAGGAUGGUCUAAUCUGGUCAUUUUGAGUUUUUUGUAUCUCUUUUGUUUUUAGCUUUGACCGGUAAGUGUUGAGUUCUUAAUACUGUUCUUGUUUUCUCUAACCACGCGUGGUUGGGAAAAUGUCAUGAUAAACGUUGGAAUUAUCUAUAGUUUAGAAAAUAACGGCGAAAUUACGGAAACCUUACAUAUGACUCCCUCUCGGCUGUAAAAACUUCCCCUUGUUUGACCCAUCUAAUACUUUUCAAAGUUGAGUACCGAAUUAUAAUUUUUUUAAAUCUAUAUGCAGAAUGUGAUCAUGAAUAAAGUUCAGAACUUCACAAACAGACAGCACAGCCAAACAUAACUUAGGAAAACCUCAACCUCUUGCUGCAAACUCUACAAAUAAACUGUACUCGAUCAGUUUUUUGUCGAACUUAAUCAGUUUUUUCGCAGGAGCAGAAAUAUGUGAUGGGCGUUUUUGAGAAUUAACACUUGAACAGCUGAAAGUACAAUAUCAGUAAUAGCCCCGGGAAGCAUAUGAAAAUCUCAACUUUUAUUUUUAUGUUUACUGAUAAACUGAACUGAGUUUGCCCCAAAUAUAUCGCGAAAUACAAGUCUUUGAGUUGAUUUAAUCUUUGAAUAUGACAUGGAUUGCGUUUAUUAAACGGAAAAAUUACUUAAACGACAACCACAGUGAAGCGUUGCUUGCAAUUUUCGCUCCAUUUUAAGAAAUGAGAAUUAUACACCUCUAUUUAUUUGCCUUCAAUUUCUUUCUAUUAAAGUUUCCGCACAUUGCUUUCGUUUAAGCCUAUGUACGUUUGUCACCUAGCACAUCUGGGUAUUCAGAGAUAAUUUGCGCUGUCAGUAAGCUUAUUAUGUACAUCAUUGACUGAAGUUUAUUUUUGUGAGGUCUCUUUUAUGUUAAUUUAAUAUUGGCAUCAAAAAUUUAGUCAUCUCUCAUUACAUACUACCUUUUCUUUUAAAAAAAGAAAGAAAGAAGAGAGAAAAGUGGUGGUAAAGCCAAUGAUCAUGACGGGACAAUUCAUAUAUUUUUACUAAAGCCAUUAUUGAGUUCUCGUCAUGUGGCGUAAACCGUUUUGCAGGCGGUAUUUCGAUGACAGCUUAACUCUGUUGCCAGGUGCGUAGCCAACUUUUCGACUCGAGUUUGCAGGCCUGUGUGGCUGGCUUUCAUUUCCACAUAUGCUGAAAUUUGCACGCAUGACUUCACCAACACUUUAAGCUCUUAAGCUUUUUAGCUCGCCCCAACAACGCAUAGUGUAUUACAAGCGGAAGAGUGAUCAAAACAAAAAUUUGUAGUCCCUGGGUCUAUGGGCUGGCUACGGCCUUGGUUGCCAGCAACUGCAUCUUUUUACAGUCCUCGGUUAUUAACUGAAAGUGCAUUAAGAUAUGUCACUCCAAGAAAGAGUCACAUAUUAAAAACAACGUCAAAAAAUAACGGUGUAGUUAUUAGCAAUCAAUCGAAAUGCAUCGUGGUAACCAAUGGCCCCUACCUCCCUGGGCAUUUGUUAUCUUUUCGGCCGAAACAAUUAGCUGCAAAUGCCCACGAUGAGACCAGCAGAUCUGUUAUAAUAACGCCCAUUUUGGGCUUGAAAAUGUGAACAAAUGCCCUACCUUCUGGGAGACAAAACAAAAAUCUUGCCUGUGAAAGAGGCUGUAAAACCUCAAAUCCACGAAGUGAAUAUAAUGAACGCACCAGUAUUAACUGUCACAAAUACAACCCAGGCAACAACAUCUGAGUGCUUAAUGAAAAUAAACUGUAUUUUAUUCAUAAAAUAUCGGUGGCCUGAGCGCUUUCAUUUCGAAACAAUGUCGCAACAAUGUUGCAACGCUGUGCAGUUCUGCAGACUGUGAAGAUGUCUUUUUUCAGAUAGGGUCAUUUUUUAUACAAACCUUCCAUGCAAUCUUUGAAACAGUGACACUUUCUAUAAAAAUUCUUCGCAAAGCUUUCCAAACUGAGCCCCGCCCGCCGAAGUUUUUUCUCCACAGUAGAUUGCUCGCCUUUCCAGAAUGUCUACAAUAGUUGUUCUUACUCCGUCCAUUGGCCAGUUCGGUAAGAGCAGCAAUAUUACAAUAAAACCCCUAAGAGUUAUGAGUGACAACAUCUUUCUUGAAACAGCUGUGGUUACGUACUCAUAAUACGAAAUAGUUUUCCUUUUUGGAAAGUGGUGGAAAUUACGAAAUUCGACAAUGACAAAUUCGUUCCCAAUGCCCCAGGGGAUGGGUACAUUUGGAAUUGACUGAGUCACUACGCAUUCUGUACAAUUUACAGAUAGUGCAUAACAAUUUGCCUAUAUUUUUUGUGCGGUCACGCCUUCUGUUGGCCUUAUCACAAAAGCUGACAACUUUGUGUAGCCUGUAAAUAGAAAAUUAUGUUCCAUGAGCUAUAAAUUCCGACGAAAAAGUUUCAAUUUUACAGAUUUGACGCUUUUAUUGUCUCUUUAACUAAAAAUAUUGCAAUUUUUUGUGCGUUAAAAACAAAAAUAUUAUUUCAUUCACCUCAAUCUCUUGCAAAAAAAUUUUAAAUUUCAAAUUUUUCUGUGACUUCCAAAAGUUUUAUUUUUUUAAGAAUUUUGGUUUUACUGGAACCCCCACCUGUCCCCCCCCCCCCCCCCCCCCCAACCCAACAUUUUGCGCCAAGUGAGACGCAAAUGUUAACGUUGAGUUAGGGGAGGUGGUAGGUGGGCAGUUUCCCAAAUUUCACCAGCGCACAUUUAAACAUGAUUUUAAGCAAAGACAAACAACAAUUUUUUGACAUUAAAGUGGAGAAAGCUUCUUAUUUGCACCAAGGCGCAAUGUCACCCCAUGCAAGGGAAUCCAAGACAGUCAUGAUUGGAUUCUAAAUUCCUCGCAGUGGAUUCCACAUUCCAGGUAGUGGAUUCCUGACCUUGUAAAAGGAAUUCAAAUUCCCGAUUCCAAUCUUUAAUGGCAUUCCUUGAGCUGUUUUAUGGAUUCCAAAAAGCCCACGACUCCGGAUUCCAAAAGUGGCAAAAAUUUGCCGGAUUUCGGGAUGCGGAUUCCCCUUGCAUGGGGCGAGGUAAGACAGACGUGAAUAGACAGAUAUAUCAAGCAAAAUCAGGUGCUUAUAGCCUAACCUCUCUUACGUGGUCACGCUUGUGCACCUGCACAGCGCCGACAAUCAGUAUUAGCCCGCGAGCAAGCUCUCCUAGGUUUCCUGGGUAAUCAGUAUUAAUAAUAGCCAUUUUCAGGUGAAUGUCGUAAAUUGAAGUUCCCUGCUUCUUUCUCCUUCACUGAUAAACUUCUCAAAGGCCACACGAUUAGAACAAGCCAAGUCCUGGACAUAGAUAUCUGUGAACUGCUGUGCUACCAGGAACCUUACUGUGUUAGCAUUAAUUUUAAAUACGAAGUGCGCUCGGGAGCAGGAGGCAGCUACAACUGUGAAUUAAACAAUUCAACUCAUCUGGGACACGAUCAGGAUUUCGUGAACGCAAAAGGAUACAUUUAUCGUGGAGCAGAGGUAAGCAGUUAUGAAGUUCCUCUAAAACGGAACGAAGGAAUAUCUGCAGUGAUGUCUAUGCCCUUUUCGGAUUGUAGCGGAGCUCUCACGCACGCGAAGCGCGCGCAGCGGAGCACCGUGGGUAAGAAAAUAUGGUAAUCUACCCAUCUGAGAAAUUUUGGUAAUCACGGGACCGUACGCCCGCCUGCCCGGCCGACCGUCCGUCAUCACCACAGGCAUACCAAUAUAAAAUAACUCAAUCAACAGGUAUGGCCACCCAAAUGCAACUCGUAUGCAUAGCCACCCACGUCUUGUAAAGCAGAGACAACUAAAGAGGCAAUAAAGACGAAAACGGAAAGCGGGAAUUGUUUCUGUUUCCGUGUUUUCUAAAGUACUCAAAUUUUCAUGUCCACAAAUUUGGAAUGUAGAGCAAGGGAAAGACAAAGAAAAGAGAACAAUUAGGCGGCAGGCCAGCGAAGCUCAUCAAGAAAAAGGGCGACAGAAAUCUAGAGCGAGAGAUAAAAACAAAGGAGACAUUUUUUGUUGGAGGAGCAACGAUAAUUUUGUAGCGGCGGUGAGAAAAUGAGAAAUGCUAGCGGCCACCAAUGCAAGGUGAAAAUGAGUGGCAGUGAAAAAAAGGUGAACGACAACACGUAGGACAUUUCCUCCAUAAAACGUGUAACUAGGAAGUUUCUGGAAGUUUCACGUUGUAGUCGUGCAAAACAAAGGCAAAGAAAUGUACAAAAAAAAGUGUACGGCACCGGCGUGCAAACUUGCUUUUUUGCUAAUUAGACCUAUUGUUGUUUUUUUUUUCACCGUUCUCCAGCGUUGCCUUCGCCACUUAGCAUUACACGAUUUUAUACUUUGUUUCAAAAAAGUAGAAAUAUUAUUAAGAGCUUCGCUUUUAGCCCUGGCUAAAUCUGUAUACUGUAUUAAAAUUGGAAUAAGAAUUAGAAUUAGAAAGUUGGCAGCAUGGCUGAGUGGUCAGCACACCAGAUUAACAAAACAAUCCGUUAUUUACCCUCGGUAGUAUUUAUAGCCUUAACGCUAGUGGGGCUAAGCAAUUGCCUUAGACAAAUCAUUUCAAAUCAAACGUAAUAGGGUUAAGAAACCCAACUGGCCGGAGUCAAGCUAGUCUGCUACACAGCCGUUUUUAGUGUCGUCACGCAACGCUCCGACGACACUAAAAACGGCUGAUUAGCAGACUAGAGUCAAGCUAGCUAGCUAGUAACAAGUGUGGUCCAGGAUUUGAACUCGGAACCACCGAGAACCGUGAGUCCAGCAAGCAGUCAGGCGGGACUUGAACCUGACUUUGUUCUUCUUUCAGUUCUUUGGGUUCUUAUAAUUUCAAAUUAUUUUCUUCUACUAAAAAACUUAUAGUAUUUCCUUUUAUCUAAAGAGUGCUUGUGAUAAAGCUCCUUGUGAGAACGGUGGAACAUGCCAAGCUGGAUUUACAGAAAAAGGAUUCCGUUGUUUGUGCCCGGCUCAUGUCAUUGGUAUACGUUGUGAACACGGUAGGGAACGUUUAAACUGUUUUUCGUAAUAUCAGCCUAGGAAAUGUUAACUUUUCCUAACCCACCUGAAUUUUUGGGUUAGGCCAGGGUAGCUCGAAAUGUAACUGAAGCCAAGGUUUAAAGCUUAAAAUUUCAAGCAAAACGCUCCUUUCUAUAUGAGAGUGCCGAGCCUAAACUGAGACAACCAGUUAUGCUUACACAACAUGACAGUCCAAAAAGGUCAGUGAGACAGUAAAGCUAAUGACUCACCAACUGUUAGUUUAAAUUUAAACCCUGGGUCUGGUCGGCACUAGCCGGUCUUUGAGAAGCGGUGUCCAAGUGAGCCUCCCACGCAGACCUCCUUUUUGCUCGUCACUGGCGUAAUCCUCCCCCUCUGCGGGGGAGGCUAUGUCCAGGUCAAUGACUACAACUCAAUAUCUCAUUCUGGAAGGGUGCAAGUUAAUUUCGCGACAUAUGGGUUUGUGUAAUCUUAAAUUAGCGAAGCCAAGAUAUAACCUUUAAACAUUUUUAUAAACCGUUAGAAUUAACUAAAGGUUACGGAGUGCGGGCUAGAACGAUCAAAGGGCAAAACGCUUUUGCUCCAUCGCUGUGCUUUGCGUAAGUUUCACGUGACAGAUAGUCAAAACAUGCGUGAUGAGAUUACAAGUGAUAGAAGGUGCAAACGCGUGAGAUCAAAUUGCGUUCUGUGCAUUCCCUUAGUGGAAGUCCAAACGAAUGCUGGCUACAUACAUGUGACGCAUGCGUAUUAACAACCUGGAGAUAAGGAUUGCGGUUUCCCCUUGUCGCCCGCAAUUAAAUUCUCAGCUGUUUUCUGUGAAUUCCUUAGGGACCGAUUAUAUUUUUCAUGUUAAUGGCAUACUAAGGAGAAAAUGUCCAUACGGUGUUUAGUUGCUGGAUUGAAAUUUCAUCACCUUAUUUACAGUGAUAGAAGUCAGUUGCAGGGAUAUAAAAAUGAAAGGUCAUUCUAAGGGAGACGGUAUGUACUGGUUAGACCCUGAUGGUGGAAGCCAUUCAAACGCGUUCCUAGCUUACUGUGACAUGAAGUCAUACAAUGGAGGAUGGACCAUGUGUUACACUACCGAUGAAUACGCCAAACCCAGGACUGAGGUCAAGUAUAAUGCCACAUUUCCAUAUGGAACUGACGGGUACAGAACAAACUGCAACAACAUCAAAGUAAGUUGAUUAAUUGCUUUAAAUGGCUUUAAUGAGUUACCGAUGGACCAACUGGCAAAGUUGUGGAAAACAGUUCUGACAAUUAGUGUAAUCAUCUUGCCAAUCAAAACAAGCAAUUCCAAAAAAUGCAGGUGAACUUAAAAUUUCUUAGAAUAUCAUAGCUUCAUUCUCCCCUUAUUUCGCUGUGGCUUUUCGUUCUAGUUCACAGAAAUCAUUUUUAUUGACCACCAAACUGGAAGGAAGGCCUACUUCACACGACGUAGCCAGACACGAAUAACAGCCGCUGACAACUACAGAUAUAACAACGGCAGAGUCUAUGGACUGUGGGACGGAGUUUUGCCGGACGGAUUAGAAGCAAGUAACUACCACUCCUACCAGCUGCUUAUCUGUGAUAAUUAUUUCUUUUCGGGCUUCUUCGUUUCCGCUUAUACUAAUUCUUGUUACAAGCAAUGUCACUCGUGGUGUGGUGAUACAACAUCGCGUUACUUCCGUACAGCCUCCACAAAUCCUGGGUACAAGGGUGUGGCCUUCAACGAAAAUGGUCACCGACCCCUCAGCAACAGGCUGAUUAGUGUCGGGUUGCGUUAA
Messenger RNA from Porites evermanni, 14231 nucleotides. The record is from the annotation of a GenBank genome assembly. NCBI's taxonomy places the organism in Eukaryota, Metazoa, Cnidaria, Anthozoa, Scleractinia, Poritidae.